This is a messenger RNA of Chanos chanos (milkfish), 1656 nucleotides long. RefSeq names its product BAR/IMD domain containing adaptor protein 2a (gene baiap2a). The coding region runs from base 1 to 1656 and encodes 551 amino acids. Gene Ontology annotation, cellular component: cytosol; nucleoplasm. Gene Ontology annotation, biological process: actin crosslink formation; positive regulation of actin filament polymerization; plasma membrane organization. The transcript is spliced from 14 exons. Gene Ontology annotation, molecular function: cytoskeletal adaptor activity; protein binding. NCBI's taxonomy places the organism in Eukaryota, Metazoa, Chordata, Actinopteri, Gonorynchiformes, Chanidae. The record is from RefSeq and is a predicted model, not a curated record.
AUGGUUUUGCCUGAAGACUUCAACAUGUCUCGUACCGACGAGGUCCACCGCAUAACGGAGAAUGUCUACAAGUCAAUCAUGGAGCAGUACAACCCCUGCUUGCGGAACUUCGUUGCCAUGGGGAAGAGCUAUGAGAAGGCACUUUCCAGUGUGACGUUUGCUGCUAAGGGAUACUUUGAUGCUCUGGUGAGGAUGGGAGAACUGGCUAGUGAAAGCCAAGCGUCUAAAGACUUAGGGGAUGUGCUCUUCCAGAUGGCUGAGGUCCACAGACAGAUUCAAGUGCAGUUAGAGGAAAUGUUGAAAUCUUUUCACAAUGAGCUUCUGUCAGAACUGGAGAAGAAAGUGGAGUUGGAUGCUCGAUACCUAACCGCAGCACUGAAGAAAUACCAGAUGGAACACAAGAGCAAAGGAGAGAGUUUGGAGAAGUGCCAGGCUGAGCUGAAGAAGCUGCGGAGGAAGAGCCAGGGUAGCAAGAACCCCUCCAAGUAUGGAGAGAAGGAGAUGCAGUAUGUGGAGACUAUCAGUAGCAAACAGAGUGAACUGGACAACUUCAUCGCCGAGGGUUACAAGACCGCACUGUCCGAGGAGCGGAGAAGAUACUGUUUCCUGGUGGACCGCCAGUGUGCCGUGGCCAAGAACAGCAGUGCCUAUCAUGGAAAGGGUAAGGAUUUGCUCACUCAGAAGAUCCCAGUGUGGCAACAGGCAUGCUCAGACCCCAACAAGCUUCCAGAUAGAGCCAUGCUCCUGGUCCAACAGUUGGGCUCUGGUUCCAGCAGCCACCUUGCCAGCCCCCUACACUCAUCUAAGGGGAACCUCAUCAUCUCAGACCCCAUCCCUGGAGCCCAGCCCUUGCCUGUGCCCCCAGAACUGGCUGCCUUUAUGGGGGGUGGUCUGGGACACCAGGGGAGGCUGAUGGGUCCUGAUGGUAUGUCUAUGGUGAAUGGGACGACUGGGGUGCACGGAGAGGAGUACUGGACAGAGAGUGGGCUAUCUCAGGGCAGGCCACCCUCUCCCCAGCCCCAGUCCCAGACACAAUCCCAGCCUCAGAGACAGGUCAGUGAGGUCUACUCCAACACCCUGCCUGUGCGCAGACAAGCCCCCGCCAAGAACAAAACCACAGUGGGGGAGACGAGGACUCUGCCCAGGUCCAGCUCCAUGGCCGCGGGCCUGGAGAAGAACGGCCGGAGCCGCGUGCAGGCCAUCUUCUCCCACGCUGCCGGAGACAACAGCACCCUGCUCAGCUUCACCGAGGGUGACAUCAUUACCCUGCUGGUGCCCGAGGCGCGUGACGGCUGGCAUUACGGAGAGAACGAAAAGACUAAAAUGCGUGGCUGGUUCCCCUUCUCUUAUACACGUGUGAUACCUGAUAGUGACGGUGACAAACUCAGAGUGAAUUUGCACCAUGGGAAGAGCAGCAGUACAGGAAACCUGCUAGAGAGAGAUGACCUUUCGCUUCCUGUGCCUGACUAUGGCCUGACUGCCCGUCUGCUGGCCCAAAGUCUCACACAGACACGCCCUCGGCCGUACAGCAUGGCAGGCUUCACACAGCCAGCGAUUGAGGAUUAUGACAGUCACUUUGCCACAAGUGACCGUUCUUUGGAGGUUUACCUCAGGUCCGGCCUCAUGGAUGACCGCUCUGCUCCAUUCUUCUAUUAG